AUGGAGAGGUGUAUAGUCCCCGAAACGUUUUCUAGCCAUUACAAUGCCUUCUUCGCGAAAACAAUGGGCGUCGCAGGGGUCAGGCAACACGGAGGCCGACUGCCCAGGCUAUCAUCGUCGGUCGCCGGCGACCUGUACCCCGCCAAGAAGAUGCAUCUAAGCGCGAACGAAGGGAUCGAGGACGUGUGGUUCGCGGUGACGGGCGGUCAGGGCUUCGUCAGAGCUGCCCUCUACCUCGAGCUACUCCGCCGCGGCACCCGCGAGGUCCAGUCCCUCGACCUCCACGCCUCCUCCUCCUGGUCCCAGCAGCACCUCGACGCCGGCGUCCGCAUCAUCCAAGGUCAUGUCAAGGAAGAGCAGGACUACGUGAUCGGGAGGAGGAAGAGGUGA
Messenger RNA from Miscanthus lutarioriparius, 390 nucleotides. The record is from the annotation of a GenBank genome assembly. Lineage: Eukaryota; Viridiplantae; Streptophyta; Magnoliopsida; Poales; Poaceae.